AUGCUAAUACCCACCUCUCCCACAAGGCCGCGUGCCGGCGUCGACGCGGCCGGUUCCGGAUCCCUUUGUGAGGGCCGCGGGCGGCGCCGGACGGCAGCACCAUGAGCGGCUCGGCCGGGGCGGCUGCGGCGUCCGCCAGCUCCGCGCCACCCGCGCAGGAGGAGGGCAUGACGUGGUGGUACCGCUGGCUGUGUCGCCUGUCGGGGGUGCUGGGGGCCGUCUCUUGUGCGGUCUCUGGCCUCUUCAACUGCGUCACUAUCCACCCUCUGAACAUCGCGGCUGGCGUGUGGAUGAUCAUGAACGCCUUUGUCCUGCUGCUGUGCGAGGCACCCUUCUGCUGCCAGUUCGUGGAGUUUGCAAAUACGGUGGCAGAGAAGGCGGACCGGCUGCGCGCCUGGCAGAAGGCUGUCUUCUACUGCGGGAUGGCCGUGGUUCCUGUCGUCAUCAGCCUCACCCUGACCACGCUGCUGGGCAACGCCAUCGCCUUUGCCACGGGGGUGCUGUACGGACUCUCUGCUCUGGGCAAAAAGGGCGACGCCAUCUCCUACGCCAGGAUCCAGCAGCAGAGGCAGCAGGCGGACGAGGAGAAACUGGCGGAGACCCUGGAGGGGGAGCUGUGAUGGGGCUGGGGCGCCCUCCCCUCCGCUCCUCUGGUUCCGUGAGCGACACCCGGAUGAGGCUGGGACGUCGACCCUGAGGGACAGUCUGGCAGAG
This is a messenger RNA of Lemur catta (Ring-tailed lemur), 714 nucleotides long. RefSeq names its product calcium channel flower domain containing 1 (gene CACFD1). NCBI's taxonomy places the organism in Eukaryota, Metazoa, Chordata, Mammalia, Primates, Lemuridae. The transcript has 5 exons. Gene Ontology annotation, cellular component: membrane. Bases 102 to 620 code for a protein of 172 amino acids. Gene Ontology annotation, biological process: vesicle-mediated transport. The record is from RefSeq and is a predicted model, not a curated record.